Molecule: messenger RNA, 2413 nt
Organism: Harmonia axyridis
Lineage: Eukaryota; Metazoa; Arthropoda; Insecta; Coleoptera; Coccinellidae
Exons: 8
Coding region: 321-2351 (676 amino acids)
Source: RefSeq, a predicted model, not a curated record
ACAGUCAAAGAUCUUUCGAACUAUUUCGGAAGACUUCGGAUGCAGUUGUUUCUGAUUGGUCCUGCACAUUUAAUAUAUCGCCUAUAACCCCUAAAUACGCCCCUGACGAACUCCAUCAAUGGAAAUACGUGAAAUGCCAUUCAAACGAUCAAUAAGCAUGCGCGUUCAUCCAUCGAUCUGUCAGGGGUUGGUUGCACCCUCUCAGUUUUCUUCUGACUCAUAAAAACUCCAAGUGAAAACAGUGCUCGUUGCAUGGUUUCGAAAACGGGCAUUCAUGAGAGGUUUUCUCCUCGAAUCAAGCUGACAAAGUCGAAAUCAUUAUGGCGUAUUUUCAUAGUAACACGUCCAAGAGUCCCAGUGUGCUGGAGCAACUGUUAGAGGAGAUCAAUUUCCAGAGAACGAAGGAAAUGCGCCAGUUGCUCAAAGAUGAUUCUGGGUUUGUCAUGCUCCAAGGAACAACCUAUUGGACUGACCUGUUCGUCAGGCAUUUUUUGUUUCAAAACGAAGCCACCAUAGACUGUGAUGAUCUUCUCUUCUUCGUUAGGAAGAAACAUGUCAAGGGAUCACCCAGAUACCUGCCGAAAUUUGAGACUGAAGUCGACGUGUUUCGAAAAGACAGUAGAAAACUGCCGAUUGGUGAUCCGGAUAUCGAUUGGGAAGAGACUGUCUAUUUGAAUUUGAUCAUACACCAAUUUGAGUACACUCUAACCCUUGCCAUUUGCACAAGGACCAGUCCAAAAGAGCUGCAGGUUUUGAAGAGGCACUCGCAGAAGGUAUACGCUUCACCUUCAAGAAGGAGAAUGGACACCAAAGGUGAAGUGGAAGAGAUGACCUACCCCCACAUCUGUUUCAUGGUAGACAAUUUUGACGAGGUAUUCCACGACAUCUUGGUGAGAGAUGGUGAAAUGGUAUGUGUAGAAUUAGUAGCUGCAGAUAGAUCAGGAGCCGUCCAAGGAGUUAUUUUUUUGGGGUCGAUUAGAUACGACGCACUCAAAAAAGUAUACGAUGCCAGGCAAUCUAGUCUGGGAACAAAAAUGGCCCAACGAAUGACUUUUGGCCUCUUCUCCAACGCCAACUCGCAACGUUGCGAAUUCGUGCGCAUGAAAGGACCCCAGGGAAAAGGACACGCUGAAAUGGCAGUCACCAAACCCAAAGGCUCGGGGGUAGAAACCCCCACUUCUGAGCCGGGGUUCUGCGCCACUGACAUGUGGGACUCAGACUGGGAAGACGAUCCUGAGGACUUCUUCGUGUACAGGAACCAGAGGCGUCUCAGCGAUCCAAGUGCCAACCUCAACAACUUCGUCAGGGGCAGUUGGAAGUCCAAGGUCGACUCCAAGAGCAGAUCUGAGCAGGAAGGGUUGGACACCAUCAAUAACGGUGUUAGCGAGAUCGAAGCUGGAGAUUUGAGAGACGAUAAAUCUGGUCCUACUUCUUCUACAAAGCCGGCUUGCUGUGGCUGUUUUCUACGCAAAAAGCGAGACUCUCUUGUCCUGCUCGAAAUGUACAGAACCGCGUGUCAAGAGCCUUCCAGGUGUUCCGCAAGGGCGCCUCUUGGGCCUCCCGAAUACAACUGCACCUGCGAGUCGGUCCCACAGAUCACCAAGCUAAUCAACCAAUCGGAGUACGAGGUGGGGAAGGAGAAAUACCUGAAGAUACGGAGGAAGGCUAAGAAACCCCAGCAGAAGAGCACCAAGGAGUUUGAGUUCGCUGAUGAUGCCAUCAGUUUGAACAACGAAACCUUUGACGAUGAUCCUCCGGUUAUCAACAAGGCCUUGACGGAAAACCCCUACUUGAACGUUAACGGCAAGGUCGAAGUACCUUUGACGACCUUGAACGAGAGGUUCUACCCCAAAGAGUCCUCUUUGAAAACCAAUAACGUAACUUCGAUUGAUAAAGAUGAUGCAACUAAUUCAAACGCGAGAACAGAACAUAUCCAAGACGUGGUAAACAGACUUAAGGACGAUAAAAACCUUGACAAAAAUGAAAAUAAACUAGUGCUGAAGAAGAUCUACAGUUACUGCACUUUACCAAAGAAUAAAAAGGUGUCGACUGAUACCGUUCCUAAGGCUGUUUAUCGACCUUCAGUUCCGCCCAAAAGGGUGACACCUGAUGGAACGCAUAUUUAUUAUUGGUGCGAUAUCCAUAAGAGGGGACCUUCUGAGCUAGAUGACGGUGCGUACAAUCCUCUGUGGACGAUGAGGGGAUUCACCCAAACCUUCCAUUUUUGGAAAGAAAACAAACGCGCACAAUCAGUCCCUCUAAAUGCCUUCCUUACUUACGUUACAUUGCCAUGGUGGAGUAUAGCGAAAGAUUUACUCGACCACAGGGAAGGUCCAAUUCUAACUUUUUAAUAUUUAUUCCAAAUGAGAUUGUUUGUUGUAUCUAUUUAUAAAAAUUAAAUAUUUAUAUUAUU